CGUAUGUCCUCCGCGUACAUACUCCGUAUCUCCACUGUUUUCUUGUCGGUGGGUCACCGUGGCAUCCGGGCUUUUAAGUCUUGAAAGUCAAUGUCUCCCUCAGCCAUGUCAAAUAUCUUUAAUGUUCCAAACCAUCGUAGUUGGUCGUGGAAUUUUAAAGUCUUCGCUCCCCUCCUGCCCGCUCGAAUAUCCUAAAUUCUUCGCGGGAAGUUGAUAUCUCAUGAUGGUUUCAGACCAGAACAAGUCAAAUAGUCUUUCUCUCGAAGAACAGAUUGUCUCUCUCACACAGGCGGUGCAAUCGAAUAGAGAAUUCCUUGAUGAUGCUACCCGAUUUAGGACUCUCAAAGCAGCACGAGGCCUCCUGGACGCUCUCGGCUCUCCACCAGAGACUGUGAUGCAAGAUGUGGUCCUAAACCCCGUUUUGCUUAUGGCCCUUCGCAUGGGUGUGCAGCUUGGUGUAUUCCAGAUCAUCCGCGACCAUCAAGGGGAGGGGGCAACUACUGAGCAAAUCGCGGACCAGUCAGGUGCAAGUAUUAUCGUUGUCGAUCAAAUCCUAAAGUUGCUGGCCGCCGCGGGAUAUGUGUCAGAGGUAGGGGUCCAAGCCUACAAGCCCUCCCCUCUCACCAUGGUGAUGUCGGAUGGGACUCUUGAAGCGACAACUAGAGCAUGUUUCGAUAUUGGAAACUAUUGCACUACCUAUGCCCCAGAGUACUUCCGCCGGAACAACAAUCAGUUCCCAACAUCAGCAGAAGAUACUCCCUUCCAGCUAGCAAAGAACACUCCCCUCAGUUACUUCGCGUGGUUGGGAGAGAACCCAUCCCUAGCUAAGGACUUCCAGCAAUGGAUGGCACUCAAGCAGCAAGCAGCCCCAAACUGGGUGGACUGGUUUGAUAUUCAAGGAAACCUCCUCGAUGGCUUUCGCAACCAGCCAGAUGAUGUCUUGCUUGUGGAUGUGGGUGGCGGUGAAGGAAACUAUCUCCGCGCAUUCAAUGACAAAUUUCCUGAUGCCCUGGGCCGUCGUAUUUUGCAAGACUUACCGCAAGUAAUUUCUACCAUUAACAACACCCCAAAAGGUACUGAGUUGAUGGCGCAUGAUUUCUUUACCGCUCAACCAGUGAAAGGCGCGCGAGCAUACUAUAUGCAUUGGAUCCUGCAUGACUGGCAAGACGAGCAAGCUCAAAAUAUCCUCAGCCAUAUCGUUGAUGCCAUGGAGCCAGGUUAUUCUAAAUUAAUCAUCAAUGACCAGAUCAUCCCUGAUCGGGAUUGCGACUUCGCCACCGCUUGUAUCAGCAUCAUGAUGAUGCUCCAGGUAGGUGCUUUCGAACGCACCGAGAAGCAGUGGCGUGCUCUUCUUACGUCCGUUGGCUUGAAGGAUGUCUCCUUCUACCAACCACCGGGCAAUGGGGAGGGCAUCAUUGUUGCCACCAAGGCGUGAUCUGUUAUUGCAUUUUUCUCCUUAACUGUAUACUGGCCCAACAGGGAUCGAGAUUUGGCUUUUACAGCAGACACUACUCCGUAUAUGGCCUUAAUAUUUUCAAGAAUACAGUCCGUACGGGU
This is a messenger RNA of Aspergillus pseudotamarii, 1557 nucleotides long. RefSeq names its product O-methyltransferase-domain-containing protein. The record is from RefSeq and is a predicted model, not a curated record. The transcript is spliced from 5 exons. NCBI's taxonomy places the organism in Eukaryota, Fungi, Ascomycota, Eurotiomycetes, Eurotiales, Aspergillaceae. Gene Ontology annotation, molecular function: O-methyltransferase activity. Bases 221 to 1435 code for a protein of 404 amino acids.